Molecule: messenger RNA, 972 nt
Organism: Cladophialophora bantiana CBS 173.52
Lineage: Eukaryota; Fungi; Ascomycota; Eurotiomycetes; Chaetothyriales; Herpotrichiellaceae
Exons: 5
Coding region: 1-972 (323 amino acids)
Source: RefSeq, a predicted model, not a curated record
AUGGCCACACCAAGGCCGAAAAGUGCAUGUUGCCCCGAAACGGUGGACGCAUCGGAGCUCGAGCAGGCCUUGACGGCCAGGGAGUCUUGGACGGUUGAGUGGAGAGGCGUGGACGUGCUCGACAUUGUCAGCAACAACAACGACACCAACGGCAAUGACAGUCGUGCUGGGAUCGUUCCGGUUUCGAGACUUGCUCAGCACGACCUGCUGGUUCCAUUCAGAUUGGAUGUUGUCAUCGCUGAUGAGACGCUGAAAUUAUGGCAGCGGGAAAUGGUGACCACCCGGGGCCGAAUGAAGCGAUUUGAAGCGAACGAGCCUCACGAGGCCGUCGAUUCGAUGAUCAGGGAGCUGCAUCGCCUCUCGCGGAGCUGGCAUAUUCUUUUUCGCAAAGUCUCAGAAUUUGAAGCGCAUCUCGACUUCUUGCGGGAUGUGCAGAUGAGGUAUGCAUCCCUUGCCGAGGGUCUGAUACAGAGCACAAGUCAGCCCAUUGAAGGGUCCAGCGACUCAAUGGCAUUCCUGACGUCAAGCUGCCGGUCCCUAAGAUACCUCAUUGCAGACUAUAGGGACCGUACAGCAACGCAGAUCAACCUGCUUUUCCACCUUGCCAACCAGGCCGAAAGUCGAGACAACAAAGAGAUAGCGGCGCAGAACAAGGAGAUUGCGGAACUUACGGCAAGAAUUGCGCAGCAGACUCAGUGUGACAGCGCAUCCAUGAUCACCAUUGCCGCGGUGACCAUGUUCUUCCUCCCCGGAACUUUUGUGUCGUCGUUACUUAGCACUGUCGUGUUCAACUUCGACAACAACGGCAUCAGCGUGUCGCAGAUGUGGUGGGUAUUGCCUGCCACUGCCAUACCUCUGACUGUAUUUGUCUUCGGGAUCUGGUUGUUGUGGCUGCGACGAAGGCUUUCGCAUGAUCAAAACGCAGUUGUGUUCAAAAAUAGCGCCAUAGAGAAUCAACGCUUCGUAAGCUAG